Messenger RNA from Papaver somniferum (opium poppy), 1329 nucleotides. RefSeq lists its product as uncharacterized. The transcript has a single exon. The record is from RefSeq and is a predicted model, not a curated record. The coding region runs from base 1 to 1329 and encodes 442 amino acids. Lineage: Eukaryota; Viridiplantae; Streptophyta; Magnoliopsida; Ranunculales; Papaveraceae.
AUGAAGGCUGCCUAUGUGCGAGGGAGGUUAAUUUCUGAAAAUAUCUCUCUUGUACAGGAAAUGGUUCAUAGUAUGAAGAGACAAUCAGGUAGAGUGGGUUCUUUGGCAUUGAAGAUGGACAUGUCAAAAGCUUUUGACAGGUUAGAAUGUGAUUUUUUAAUGCAAGUUCUGAAGCAAUUUGGCUUUUGUGAUAAAUGGUGUCAUUUAAUACACCAAUGCAUCAGUACAACUCAAGUAGAAGUUCUUCUAAAUGGAUCUCCUUGUCAAUAUUUUCAUCCUUCAAGAGGCAUUAGGCAGGGGGAUCCUUUUUCUCCCUACCUAUUUAUCAUUGACAUGGAAUCACUUUCUAGAAGGCUAGCUUUUUGUGAACAGACAAAAAUUAUUCCUGGUGUCAAAAUAGCAAGAAGAGCUCCUAAAAUAAAUCAUCUUCUGUUUGCAAAUGUUUGUUUGCUGUUUUCAAAAGAAAACUUAGAUCAGACAAGGAAGCUUCUAGAAGUUAUUGAAGAAUUUAAUAAAUUCUCAGGUCAAGUUAUCAACUUUAAUAAGUCAUCAUUAUACUUCAGCAACAAUGUCCGUCCUUCAGCAUGUGAGACAUUAGCAGGUAUUCUUCAAGUUUCUAUUAUGGACUCUAGUGAGAAAUAUCUUAGACUUCCCUUCUUCAUUGGAAGAGACAAGAAAAUUCCCUUCUAUUCUUUGGUAGAAAAAAUAGAUACUAGAUUAUCUAUGAGGAACUCUACUAAUUUAUCUGAGCCAGGAAGAACAAUUAUGAUCAAACAUGUUCUUAAUGCCUUACCUGUUCAUCACAUGACUUCUUUCAAGUUACCCGAUCAAACAGUAAAGAAACUAAAUUCCAUACCAGGUAAAUUCUGGAGAAGAAAGGAUACUAAUAAGGGUGCUAUUAUAUCUUGGUCUAACUUGAGUAGAUAUAAAGAAGAAGGUGGGCUUGGUUUUAGGGACUUGGAAUGUUUUAAUAAAGCUUUGCUCUCUAAAUCUGCUUGGAGACUUUGUACCAGAGGUUUUGAUCUGUGGUUUGAUGCAAUGGGUGCUAAAUACUAUCCUAAUGGAGAUAUAUUUGAGUAUACAGUUAAAGAUGAUUCGUCUUAUGCAUGGAGAAGUAUUAGUUCUCAAAUUCAGUUCAUAAAGGAGAACAAUUUUUGGAAUCUAGGUAAUGGAUCUCUAAUUAGGAUUUGGAAGGAUGUAUGGAUACCUGGUCUUGACUCCCCUCCUGAACCUAAAACAAAUUCUAGAAAGAUGUAUGGAUACUUGGUCUUGACUCUCCUCCUGAACCUAAAACAAAUUCUAUUGAUCCUUCUUUUAUUUCUUGGUUAA